AUGGCGCUAGCCACUUUCGCCUUCAAGACCGAAUUUGCGGUCGAUAUGACUUGCCAAAACUGUGUCAAUGCUGUGUCCGAGUCUUUAAAGAACGUUGAAGGCGUCGAAAGAUACGAUAUCGACCUGGAAAAUAAGCAGGUCACAAUCACAGGCAGAACUCCCCCGUCACAACUCUUGUCUGCCCUCAAAGCAACGAAUCGACAGGUCAUCGUACGAGGCACAUCAUCUUCUACCAACCCCAACCUUCCCAUACAAGCCGCUGUGGCUAUCAUGGAAUCUCCCUUGCCCCUUCCCACUUCACUCGCAUCCACAUCCAACCCCAUCCUCGCUGGCCUCUCGGGGGCUGCGGCUGCAAAGCCCCUGCCUGGCAUGAACGAGGAGGAACACACGCAAAAGGUGUUUGGUAUCUGCAGGUUCGUGCAAAUCGCGCCCAAGACAGUAUUGAUGGACUUGACUGUCCGUUUACCCCCACCUGCGCGAGUUGGUCUUGGCCAAGCAACAGACUCCAUAUUCAAUGUUUACAUUGCCUCUACGGGCAACCUCGUCAACCCUCCAUCUACAACCGGCAAGCCCUUCUUCUCUCUCGGGAGCAUCACUCCAGACAAGAACGGUUAUGGCGAUAUGUUCAAGGAAGUCGAUGGGGAGCUUUGGGAAUGGAUAGGCCGAGGCUGUGUAGUUGAGGCUGCGUCCAACGCAGCGCCGACUGUCGCCCAGCAGGGCGUGAAGGACGCGGCGAAGGUGGAGCACAGUACCUCAACUAUUGGGAGGUUGUUUGCGGGUGUUGUUGCCAGAAGUGCAGGCGCAUGGGGCAACGACAAGACAGUGUGUGCCUGCAGUGGCAGGACAAUGUGGGAAGAAGGUCGAGAGAUGGACCAGAAGAAAUUCUGA
Cryptococcus wingfieldii CBS 7118 is the source of this 888-nucleotide messenger RNA. RefSeq names its product copper chaperone. The transcript is spliced from 5 exons. The record is from RefSeq and is a predicted model, not a curated record. Lineage: Eukaryota; Fungi; Basidiomycota; Tremellomycetes; Tremellales; Cryptococcaceae. The coding region runs from base 1 to 888 and encodes 295 amino acids. Gene Ontology annotation, biological process: superoxide metabolic process. Gene Ontology annotation, molecular function: metal ion binding.